UCCCACCGAUGUAAUAAACAAAACAGUCGCCCCGUCAGCUUUGUCAUCACAGGGUCGUGUAUACCUGAACAAAGAUAGGCAAAAAAAGUCCCUGAAACUCUUCAUAUUUGAGUUAACGUAGAACGGGAACUCUUUCUAUUCCAGAAUGGCAAGUGUCUGUGUUGGGUCUGCUUUCAUUCCAUAUUAUAAUCAGCUGAUGCAGAUUUUGGAAACCAAUGAAGAUAUGAAGAAAACAGCAAAGGGUAUAUUCAAACAGAUGGCUACAGCUGCAGGUGGAGCUGCAGUGGGGGGUAUUGUUGGAGGUCCAGCUGGUGCCCUUGUUGGGACAUGUGUAGGAGCAGUUGCUGGCUACAUGAUGUCCGAUGAAUACAGUUCUAUGAUUAAAGUUUUGAAGAACAUGACAGAUGAGGAGAAGAAGAAGAUUGUUGCUAAAGUUCAAGAGCUUGUAGGAAGUGAACUGAUUGGAGAAUUAAUGAGAUUUGUGUCAGGGCAGGUUCAACGUGAAAUGUUACUCCAAACGCUGAGGGAUUGUGUGUCUGAUGUCAAGGGAGCAUGACGAUGGUUUCCAUGUCUGAGUUUUUUGUGUUUUUUUUUUUUUUUGGAAUUGUUCAAAUAAUAUUGAUUCAUAAGGGAGCCCAGGGUUUGAUUUACCGUUUAACAUAUCUAAUGAAAUUAAUUAAUCUGCAAAAAAAUAUAAUAAAUAAAUAAAAAGGGAUAUGUGCAUUAUCAUCUAAGAUAUUAUUUUUAAGCUUCAGUGUUUUGGAAAAGGGAAAAGGUUCAUAUUUAUCUUGAUAAUUUAAUAUAGAAUCUUGCAGAAUAUUAACCACUAAUAAUUUUUUUUAUUAUUUGAGAUUUGAGUAUUCCUUUGAAAUAUACACCUUCUGUAUAUCAGAGACAAAAAUGCUUGUUCACUAAUUUGCAGGUAGUGAAUUUGUAAAAAAAGAUUUGGAGAAAGUUGACAUACAACAUCUUCAGUGAAGGUUCUGUAAAUAUAAAUAUAUAUAUCAGGUAAUCUCACGAGAAUUGAAAUUAUCUUUAAAACAAUUAUAAAAACAAAGCAGGACAAUAUUAUUAUUAUAUUGAUUAUAUAUGAAUAUAUAUAUAUGUGUGUAUUGAGCAUUGGAAAAAUAGUGUUUUGAUUUGAAAAUCUAAACAAGUACAUUAAUUGUUACUCUUUAGAGAUGUAUAUUUAUUACACAGAAGGAAAUCACAGCUAGGUUAAUAAGUGGAACUUAUAUAUUUUCAUUGUUACAUCCAGGAUACCUUUUUCUCCAUAACAGAAUAUUUCUUAUCCAAUUAAUCCUCUCUUUCAACAAAACUGUUUGAUCUGAAAGUUGUACUAAUGGUGUUCAAAUUGUUAAUCCAUAUGUGUGUUUGUGUGCAUCUUUUGGAUUUAUAAUGUUAUUUUUAUGAUGCAUCUCAAGGGUGAUUCUCAAUAAACUUUUUUCCAAAGCUUA
Molecule: messenger RNA, 1457 nt
Organism: Lingula anatina
Lineage: Eukaryota; Metazoa; Brachiopoda; Lingulata; Lingulida; Lingulidae
Source: RefSeq, a predicted model, not a curated record